CCAGAAACAAGUGAGCAAAAAUAGCAAGGAAUUUGUUGUUGGACCGACAUGGACGAUAUCGAUAAGCAUAAAUCAAUAUAAAAAAAGUCAUGUCGUCCGUCUUUGAAGAUAUCGCUGAUGCGCCUGAUGCUGCUGACGAGCGAGGUGAUGCUAUUGAGGAGCCAUCCAUCUCCAUGAGAAAAAAGCCUCCUCCUGGAGAAGAGGGAAAUCACGAGAAACCUCCAGAUAUUAUCACCGGAGAAGAAGCUGCUCCUGAAGAAGGGACUACAGCAGUAGUUGUAGUAGUAGAUGAGAAACAACAAGUGGUAGAUGAGAAGCAAGCUGAAGAGGCUAAUUCAUCACCACCUCCCGACGAUGCGCCUUCAGGGGAUGCGCCGACAGGUGCGGGCCAAGUGACAGAGGCAUUUGAAGGAGACGAGAAAGUACUAACUACUACAGAUGAAACAGAACAAAUACUUCCAGAAGGCGCGCCAGCAUCUUCCGAAAUAUUAAACGUAGGACCACUACCACAGAUAGACGGCGAACAACAAGGCGCAACAAGAACUUCUAAAGUCGAAGAUGCACCACCAGCUACUACAGAAGGAGAAGUAGUAGCAGAUGAAAAUAUUGGUGAAGAGAGGACUUCUGAGCAAACUGGAGAGGCAGAUGAAGCUCAUGCAGAACCUGCUGUUAAAGACGAUACUGGCGCACAAGAAGAAUCACAUGAGGCACAAGAAUCUACUACAGACCAACAACAACUGGAUGCAGGAGAAGGGCAACAAGUCGAAGGUCAAGCAGGUCAACAAAGUCAAACACAAGCGGAAGCUCAGGGUGCAGGAGCUUCAGAGGCUCCACCACCUCCUUCGACACAAAAAAAAGGUGGAAAAAACGCUUUCCUAGACAUGAUGGCUGAAGAAGAGGCAGAAGCAGCUGCAACAACCGCUGAAGAGGAAGGAGGUGAAGAGGUAGAAGUUGAGCGGUUAAACGUUAAGGCUGUUGUUGGAGUACCUCUGUAAAUAAUUCAUCUUGAUGUCUGUGUUUGCCUUCAUCUGCAUUGAUUCCUGAAAAGUAUGCUCAAGUAAGUAGUUGUUCCUGUGCCAUAAGGUGGAUACUGCUUUGUUUAUGGAUACUGCUCUCCAUUGAAGAGUCUUCAACGAUGCAGAAGCUGAAAGAUGAAUCUCUAUUGCGUAGACGUCCAUUGAAGAGUCUUCAAGGAUGCAGAAGCUCAAAGAUGUAGACGUCCUCCUGCUCUAAGACCGAGCCAAAAUACCACGGUAGGAAUCCAGAUGCGUCACCCUACAAGCUUUUUCCGAAGAAAAGCCUGUUGAAAGUGCAAGAAACCGAAGUAAAUAGGGCUUUGGCGGCAACGGCGUUGUUGACAUCGCACGAUAUGAGAGAGUUUUACGGAGUCGGCAUCUUGGUCUAUUUCGCAUGCGAUAAGCACACACGGCCAACUCCCGUUUAUCUGCUCACGUCGGCUUAUUUUAUGACAUGGAGGAGUUUGACUUUGACUAUUUGGACUACGAGUGCUGGCUAGGACUAAUCAAUGAUGUUGAUACUCGUUCUGCUGGUGUGAGCCUAAAGACGAGGUAUUUUUAGCAAGAAGAUCGCAACACCAAGAAGAUCUUCCAUCACUAUGAUUACAUGAACAACACGCACUCAUCCUCAUCCUCAUCUUCCUCGCAUGCGUAUCUCUAUCUAGCAAGAAGAUUAUAACAGCAAGAAGAGGAUCUAAGUUUCGUAUUGGCAGUGAGCGUUUUGCUGCGAAGGUGAAGUGCGUGGUGAAGUUACGCGGAGGCCCGGAUAGCAAAGAUACUGCAGGACGAUACAACAUUGGUUACAAUUGUCUUCCUCGUGGUCGGCCCGUCGGGUUUUUGGUCGAUAGAUUGACGAAUAUCACUCUGGUGCGUGUGGAGGACGAGAGCUGUGCGACUGAUAGUUAAGAGGUGUAGAAUUUGAGCCAGUGUCUAGGGGUCGUAGGGGAGGUGUUCGUGUUCAUCUGUAUGUUAGAGAGCAACGACUGCGUUGUACACUGGAACGUUGAUCAUCUACAGUACUGGAUAGCGAUGGAUGAUGGAAACACAGGUCACAGUUCUUGCUCGACAGACCACUUCUAACGCACCGACUCGGCAGCCCUAUAUCGAAUCCCUGCUAGAGAAUUCGCGGUACCGCUGGAGCCGUAUAUCUAUCGUGCUGAGAUCGAGAAAGAAAAGCUGUUGGCAGAGUUCAUGGUGAUGGUCGACGUGAUGUGGGAUCCGGUAAGGGUGGUUCAUAGGUUAUGGCAAGACAAAACAUAAUACGUCAUGUGGGAGGACCCUGUGAGAGUGGUUCAUAGGUUAUGACAAGACAAAACAUAAUACGUCAUGUGGGAGGACCCUGUGAGAGUGGUUCAUAGAUUAUGACAAGACAAAACAUAAUACGUCAUGUGGGAUCCAGUAACAAGGAUGGCUCAUAGGAAGUUAUGAAUACAAGGAUGCGCUUUGUUCGUAUUCAACGGGGUACUACAGGUAACGGUAAGUGAGUAGAAGUCUAGACCUGGGCUCUUAUCUUUUCUAACCGUAAGAGAAGUCGAGGAUGAGAAUGGGAUGCUACAGCUUGUAGAGGAGGACUUGACCCCUGAAGAGCUUGAGGAAAUUAAGGAUUUGCGUGACGAGGAGAUCAAGAAACGAAAAAUCCGGAAAUACUAUGUAUGACGAAAGAUUCAUGAAUACUAUGUGUAUGUAUCUAUGUGUAUGUAUCUCUAUCUAUGUGUAAUGUAUGAGACCUAACCUAACCGAUCAUGGCCAAGAAAAAUUUACGUAUCAUACUCUUAGUCCUCGACAGUCGUGUAGUCGCCUCAGGGGGGGCCUACACGGCGAUAGUCACGUACUCCAUCAAUUAGGGUCCCAGUCGUUUUGACGUUGAUCUUCAUUUACCACUGCUUAACUAUUUACACCUAAAUGAAGGUCCGACCAAAAAAUAACGCGGCCUUUCUUCAACAUUAUCAUGUCUUAGAGAGCCACGACUUACUACAUUUUUCAUUUCAUAUGCGGAAAGUCCGGAGACGGCGCACAUGGACAUCCUAGAAGGCGGCCACGCCAAUGCGGUGACAACAGAUAGUUUGCGCUACCCGUUGUUGUCCAGAAACGCAUGUAAUGGGCAACCGGUGUUUUAUAUGCAAUCGCAAAGGAAUCAAGGGAGGAUAAUGUUAUGACUCUGGGUAGAAGGAGAUGAAGGCAGGAUACUGUUAUUUUUAGACUACAAAGGAAUCAAGUGAGGAUAAUGUUAUGACUCUGGGAAGAAGGAGAUGAAGGCAGGAUACUGUUAUUUUUAGACUACAAAGGAAUCAAGGGAGGAUAAUGUUAUGACUCUGGGCAGAAGGAAAUGAAGUAGUUAGUUAAGUAUGACUAUGAUAGGUAGAAGUGAAGGCAGGAAGGAUACUGUUAUUUUUAGACUACUUAGUUAAGUAUGACUAUGAUAGGUAGACGUAGAAGGCAGCACUUGAUCAAAUUUCGUUUCUUUUCUUCUUUUCCUAGUUAGGGCUCCACUAGAGGAGGUAUGUGUAGAAGGAAGUACGAAGACGGAGGCUAAUGUUAAGUUGAAAGCACAAAGUAUGAGGUAGAAAUCAAGGAGGGAGGUGGUGAUCGAAGCCGAUAAGUAUUUUGCUUUUUUCUUACUAUCCUAAUUCUGUAUUUUCUAAGCAAGGGUUACUUGAUCUUGAACUUUUUAGGCCUUAAUAAAUCGUAUUAAAUUUCGUGUCUAUCAUCUACAUCUUCAUCUAAACCCUCUCUCCCCCGUCCUCUCCUGCGAGUGCUUUUUUUACCAUCUAAUCCUUCUCUCCCCCGUCCUCUGCGGAGUGCAUUUGAACAACAAUGCGGAAGGCAGAGCAGAACUGCUGGAGAUACAUAGGACCAUGCGGGACGCGAGGGAGACGGUGCACUAUGACGACAAUGAUUCUAGUUCAGAAGCCGAGCGAUGGCGAGAAGAAAAUAGGAAAGCCAUUAUGAGGAGACGAAGACUUAGUUGAAGUUACUAGACAAGAUGGAGAGGUCUCAGAAGUGCGUAUUUGAAUUUUCCUCUUAUUAACAGUGGUUCUUUAGUACCAAGCAGGUAUGUAGUAAGUGUAUACUUGUUCUCACCUGUUUUUCAUCCUGGUUUUUUUCUACAACUACUAGACCUUCAGACAGGAGCUUCUACUUCUACCUCCUGCGCAUACGAACACUACUAUUUCCUAUGCACACUACAGAUUUUGUGAGGAUCACGAUCUACUUCACCGAAAUAGUUACAAAAAUAUCGUCUUUCACGACCCUGCAGCAUUUCUUCAGGAAGGCUGUACUAUGACCCAGACCCCCUGCUUCAUGAUCCGAGAAGGUAUGACGGCAGAGGAGCGCGAAGAAGAAGAACGCAUGGAAGAAAUGCGAAAGGACCGAGAGAGGGAAGAAUUAGCUCGUUACUCCGCGUACGGUGCCAAAGCCAAUACGGCGAUUAGACUGAUGGGGGACAAGUAUUUGCUAGAAACUUUGAGAUUUACACUUACUUUUUUCUCCAUUGGCAUGGACCGUUUUGAUAUGCUACCAGAAUGAGAUACUCCUUGUGGUUCUUCUUGUAGUUCUUCUACAUUUUGAUUUUGAUAUUCAGUUGAUGAUAUGUUAAUGUUGCUAAGAAGAUAGAGAUUAUCAUUAGCUUCAGCAGCAUUUGAAUGAUUCUAAUUUCUCGUUUGAGUUUAGAUGUGCAGGAUCCAUAACCUAACCUAACCCAGCCUAACCUUAAUUCCCGAAAACGCCUGCUCCAACAACCUCCAAAACAGUUAUUCCGUUGUCCGAGACUUUUAUCAAGAUAUGUUUUUGCAAGCCAUUUUCCAGUAUGACUUUCCUUCUGCGGAAGCGGCUGCAGGAUGUCUGCGACAGCCUAGUAUCAAUUUACGACACUAAAGCAGACUAUUUGACGUGAGAAGGGAAAAUUCUAGGCACAUUGACAUUCGAAAAACUGAAAUAACCGAGUUACUGACUGAAAUAUGGGGCGUAGCUUAACGUCAAGGCUACGCUUCCUUCUCAUCAGUAUCUCGGUUGUUCUCGUCUGUUACUUGCUUCUUUCAGUUUAUCGACUAGAUGCAAUUGAUCAAACGGACCCUUUUCGUUUUGAGACGGGGUGCCAUUCUCAAGGUCGGGUGUUGAAUCAUCAAAUUCGAUGUCUUCAGUAGUUCAUGAUCUUCAUGUUUACUUACAUCAACAGCCCCAGGUAAGUACUUGAUACCCCAUCUUCGAAGUCAGUCUCUGCUCUAAGCCCACGCCGCAUCCCAGAGUGGAACCAUCAAACGCUAUUGCAUCUAGUGGCUUCGACGGCUGCACCCGGAUUUCUAGAGGCUGAAACUAGUGUCAAGAUGACGAGAUUGCUUGUCAAAAGUCACGCGGAUAUUUAUGGGAAGAUGAAGAGUGUGGAGCGGGUCUAACUACCAGAAUCUUGUUGUUUCUUCUCCUACCCUUUGCUUGGGCGAUCAUUGCUCUAUGCACCCAUUCACACGCAGCACAGCUCCAAGUCAUCAUGUAGUGCUAAUACAAUGAGUCGGUGUAUUAAAGGUGGCUCGCCUACUUUGGAGGUACUUCUCCACUCAAUGGCCUCAUAGUACAUAGAUGCGAAACGCUAUAAAAGAGGUUCCAUGUUGACAUGCCAUUGAGCUGCCACACUCACUCUACCUCUAACCCCUUUCCAUCACUGACAACAACGGUUGGACCCCUCUGAUGUCGCAUGUGGCCAACUCGGUGAGUGACACCGUUACCUUGCUUGCCAUCAGGUUGCAGUACGAAGCGAGCAACGAAAUCCUCCAACAAGUCUUAAAUCAAGUUAUGGAAAUGAGUGCGAGUAACAUUAAGAAUAUCUUCAUCAAGAGGUGAUGAUACGAAUGAGCCAUGUGGCACUUUCAGUAUCAAACUUGGGUUGCUUAAAGAAAUCGGGCACUUAGCUUGGUCAUCUUAGCACAGAGUCGUUGGCCUGUUCACUCAAUAUCAGCACAAAGCAGUUGUUGGCGUGUUCACUUAAAUAAUAUCUAUAUCACUCUCAAUGAGAAUGAAUGCUAUUCAUUUUCUUUCAUAAAACUAUAACAAUAACUACUAGUUGGACUAGCAGCACUACAGCUUCUCUCUAACCUCCAAACCAAUGAAGGAUGGAACGUGUACGAGAUUGGAGUUCUGUACAAUGCGGAGGAGGAACUCUUAGACUACCUGAAAGAGAAAUUUCCCAUGAUUUAUCGUCCAGAUAAACUUCAGCGUGCUUGGGGGACGAGAAGGAAAUUUGGAAUUUGAUGCUGUUGGCUGCUUGGUUUGAGGAGAAAAAAUUUGAAGAUCAAAAUUUGAAAAAAAAAGCGGACGAAUAUCAAAAUUUGAAGACGUGCUAUGUACUUAUCAGGAUUUAUAUUGAAGAAAAAAAGCUCCAG
Messenger RNA from Amoebophrya sp. A25, 6388 nucleotides. NCBI's taxonomy places the organism in Eukaryota, Dinophyceae, Syndiniales, Amoebophryaceae. The record is from the annotation of a GenBank genome assembly.